CUUUGUUUGUUUUCCAAAAUAUGAAGACUUCCGCCAAGGUUUGAAAUCUUCUAUCCGCCUGUUGAAAUUUCUCGGCCAAAUAUGCGCAUCUGAAUGUCAUAGAUUACUCUUAUUGUGUAAUUGAGGGAUCUGGCGUAAUGUCGGCUGGAAAGCAUUGUAGCCCUCUGGGCAAGAUGGCGAAAAUCAAAAACUAUCUUUACCUUGGAGGGCUAGCUGCGGCGAAAAUGGAAGAUUUGCUCAAGGAAAAUGGAAUAACAUGCGUCAUCAGCGCUGCACUGGAAUCGCCUGAAUUGGCGUAUGAAUCGAUAACUUGCAUAAGGAUAAAGCUAGAAGAUAACCCGACCUGUAACAUCGGAAUAUAUUUUGAUCUAGUGGCCGAUAAAAUUGAAAAGGUUCAACGAGAAGGAGGAAAGGUACUCGUCCACUGCAUUGCAGGAGUAAGCAGAUCAGCAACUUUGGUCUUGGCUUACUUGAUGAAAUAUCAAAAGAUGAAGCUGAUUGAUGCUCAUGCAUAUGUCAAGCAAAAGAGACCUCUUGUCAGACCAAAUGCUGGAUUCUGGAAAUAUCUAGUUGAGUAUGAGAAGAAGCUGUUUCAGAAGAACUCUAUCAGUAUGGUGGAAUCCAAAUUUGGUUUGAUACCCAAUAUCUAUAAAGAUGAAACAAACAACUUGGUUUGGUGACAAAUUUAGAAGAUGGUUUUAAAAGCUUGCAAGGAACAGAAGGGCAGAUGAUUAGGGUGUUUCAUAUUGAUUUUGUUCAGAAUUAACCUGGUACCCUUAUCUAAUUAGAGAGGCCAUGCAUGUACUUUUGUGUUUUAAUUUUUUUUCUCAAUUGUUGAUUUGGAGUUGUUUACACUCUCAAGGUUUGCUAGAAAACCAUACCUGUGUUUAGAUUGCAAUGGUCAAAUCUGUACAGUUUCCUGGAUUUGAAACAGUAAAUUACUUAACAGUUCAAAAGCCGCAGCCUUCAGGGCACAUACCGGUAUACUAAUAUACAAGAAGGGGGGGGGGGGGGCACCCAACCACAUCCACACAAGAUGUAGAAAAAAUGCACCUAAGGCAUAUUCAUGUAUGCAUGAGAAUGUGUAUAAAACCAGUUGUACAUGAUAGAGCUUAAUGAAAAUCUAGUGAUACAUUUGUGAUUGGUUGUUCAAUAAUUUUAUUCUGUAUAAUGAAACACUGGUGGCUUAAUAAAUGUGACAUUAGUCCGUUCUUCUUGUAUUUGAUGAACUCUAUUUUUAGAGAGGCAUGAAGUUAUAUUCUGGAGAGGCUGGAAAGGGAAUCAAUGACAGAGGUUGGGUUUAGGAAUGCAUGCAAUUUUCACUUGUGCACAAGGUACGAGUGC
This is a messenger RNA of Pocillopora verrucosa, 1344 nucleotides long. RefSeq names its product dual specificity protein phosphatase 14. NCBI's taxonomy places the organism in Eukaryota, Metazoa, Cnidaria, Anthozoa, Scleractinia, Pocilloporidae. Gene Ontology annotation, cellular component: cytoplasm. The record is from RefSeq and is a predicted model, not a curated record. Gene Ontology annotation, biological process: protein dephosphorylation. Gene Ontology annotation, molecular function: MAP kinase tyrosine/serine/threonine phosphatase activity.